AUGAGUCGAUAUUCCCGUUAUCAAGAGCAGAACUUGGUCUACUACAUGAUCAAGGGAUACACGAAAUGCAAUAACUAUACCGCGUCAAAUGUACAGUAUUGUGAUAGUUAUUUCUCAGACAUUAAGUUCGACAGUCUGAAGCGCCAGAAAGAGGCGCUCAAGAAGUCAGUCAAAGAUCAGCGUGCCGAAGUAGCUCGCCUGGCUGCCGUAGCUACAUCCGCCUUUGCCGCGCUGGCCGCGGCGCAAGAGAAGGAAAUGAAGUUAGAUGAGCGACUGGACAAACUGACCGCCCGUUAG
Exophiala spinifera is the source of this 297-nucleotide messenger RNA. RefSeq lists its product as uncharacterized. The transcript has a single exon. The coding region runs from base 1 to 297 and encodes 98 amino acids. The record is from RefSeq and is a predicted model, not a curated record. NCBI's taxonomy places the organism in Eukaryota, Fungi, Ascomycota, Eurotiomycetes, Chaetothyriales, Herpotrichiellaceae.